AUGUGUGCAGGCAGUGUGCCAGGCAGGCAGCAGAGGAGCAUCCAAUCGUCAUUUCCGGAGGUAAGAAAAUUAACUGGCCUUCCGAUUAGAAGGCCCGGGUUCAAUCCUAUCUCUGACACCAUCUGCGUGAUCGAAGACGAGUCACAAGCAAAGAGGACUGGGAGCUGGCAGCGCCCUGAGAACACAGACCGGGGGAGGGGGAAUCGAGGACAGGGUCGUAGCGUGUCUGAACCGGGGAGGCAGGCAGCCUGUCCCACAGCGGGGCGGAGCCUAAGAACGUGGAAGGCCCGAGCUGGCCGGCCCCGAGAAGACCGAACGUGGGGGAAGAGGAGGGCUGAAGGGCACAGAAGUCCGAGCUGGGCGCUCCCGAGAUCCAGGAGGAAGAGGAGGAGGACUGGGCGCCCCCACACCCGGCAGCCGCGGCCCGAACCCCAGCAGCAAGCUGCAGCCCCGGGGCUGAGAAAAAGCUGCCCAGCAACCGGUCACGUGACAUGGACUCCGCUUGCGGAUUGGCUGCAUGGGCCGGGGAGCGUUUGCUCUCCACCCCUCCCUAACUCGCCCGUCCUGGUCCCUCCCUCCCAGAAGGGCUCCUUGCCGCGAGCCUCUCUGGUGCAUUCGGCUUUCCACUCUAUCCUCCUCCUUUCCUUCCUGCCUCCCUCUCUUGGGGGCCUGCCUCUCUCAGCCCUGUCUACCCCUUCCCACCAUCAGCCUCCACCUUCCCUCCCCUCUCUUCUUUGGGGUCUUGCUCCCGUCCUAGCUGGCGUUUCUGUAGCGCUUUCUCUAUAGCUUACGAAGUGUUCCCAGCCUCUUUACAGAGGAAGAAACCCAGGUUCAGAGUGACUGGGGAGGUCAUGGGCACACAGUUCUGCAAGCAGCCUGGAGUGAUGCUUAAAGUCCUAGACUUGUACUCAAGAAGAGCUGGGUUCGAAUCCUGCUUCUAACCCUCUAUCUAUACGACCAUGGGCAAGUCAGCUAACCUACCUUGGCCUCAGUUUCCCCAUCUAGAAAAUUGGGAGCUGGUCUGGAUGAUCUUUGAGGUAUCUUUGAGGAUCAAAUGAGGUCAAUUUGUAUAUACUAAGCACUUAAUAAAUGUUUUCUUCUCUCUA
This is a messenger RNA of Phascolarctos cinereus (koala), 1106 nucleotides long. The record is from RefSeq and is a predicted model, not a curated record. NCBI's taxonomy places the organism in Eukaryota, Metazoa, Chordata, Mammalia, Diprotodontia, Phascolarctidae.